Molecule: messenger RNA, 1050 nt
Organism: Acanthosepion pharaonis
Lineage: Eukaryota; Metazoa; Mollusca; Cephalopoda; Sepiida; Sepiidae
Source: the annotation of a GenBank genome assembly
AUGACCGCCUCCGUCACUCCUUUUCCCCCUUUUCAUGAAGGGAAUAUAAAGAACUGGUUCCUGCAAAUGGAAGCUAUCUUUACAGUCAGAAGGAUUACAGACCAAAAAACAAAGUUUGGCCACGUGGUGGCGGUUUUGCCACCCGCCAUUGUCGACGAAGUAGCAGACUUCCUAGAAGCCGUUCCUGAAGUAGAGCCCUACGCCCGGUUAAAAGAAGUGAUCUUAAGGAGAAUGGGCCGUACGGAGGAAUCAUUAAUCCGGGAACUAUUUAGCAACCUAACUUGCGAUGGCAGGACUCCCUCCCAACUCCUUCGUUAUAUGAAAAGCCGACUCGGCAAAAAUACCAUGGCUGACUCUAUAUUGAAAAGCUUGUGGCUGGAUCGUCUCCCCACCACCAUUACCCAGAUAUUGGCGCCUAUGUCCGAGAACACCCCAAUCGACCAGUUAGCGGACGCCGCUGACCGUAUUUUCUCGCAACUGGAUCAUCAGACAACGCCAGUACACAGUGCUGAAGCGACUGGGGACCACAGGUCCUUGGAAAAAACAGUGGAGGAUUUGCAGCGCCAAGCUCUAAGAAGCCAUGGUCGAAGCCGGUUCCCUUCCCGCCGGCGCUUCAGAAGUCGACCACGCUCGUCCAGUCGGAACAAGGAUGCCACUUCUACUAUGUCUGUGACCACACCCCCAGUUUCUUCCUCUUUUAUUCAGGACUUACGCCUUAAAAUGGCAAACUUAUGCUAUACACCACCGCGGCACUGCCCGAGUGAUAUCUAUUUACCGCACCAGCUCAAGGACUGCGAGUUCGUAUUUGUACGUAACGACUCUGUUAAGCGGCCUCUUACGCCGGCCUACACAGGCCCAUACCGCGUUCUUAAACGCGCGGACAAAUAUUUCCAAAUACAAAAGAGAAAACCGUCGUCUCAUACUACUUCCCAAUCAACUCCGCAAGUUCAGGAGAAUUUCAAGACACCUGUUUCUCUCGACAAGCCUAAGUAUACCAGCUCCGCAUCUAUCUAUCUAUCUAUCUAUCUAUCUAUCUAUCUAUCUAUCUAA